Podarcis muralis (Common wall lizard) is the source of this 3640-nucleotide messenger RNA. RefSeq lists its product as uncharacterized. NCBI's taxonomy places the organism in Eukaryota, Metazoa, Chordata, Lepidosauria, Squamata, Lacertidae. The record is from RefSeq and is a predicted model, not a curated record. Gene Ontology annotation, molecular function: DNA-binding transcription factor activity, RNA polymerase II-specific; RNA polymerase II cis-regulatory region sequence-specific DNA binding. Gene Ontology annotation, biological process: regulation of transcription by RNA polymerase II.
ACGUGAGCAGAGGAGAUGCCAAAGUGAAGGCUCUUUCUUUCCGGUCCUCUCCCUGGGAUCGGAGAAGCAUCUUUCAUUCUCUGCUCGGUCUCUGCAGCUUGGGAAGGACUGAGGGGGGUUGCAAAUCCCCAGCGAGUGAAAUGCAGAGGACUAGAAAGACAGCAACAGAAGGCUGUUAUAAAGAACAGUUGACUCCCUCAAGUUGCUGAAAGGUUCAGAUGCUUUGCUGUGUCACUUUGAGCUGAUGGAUCUUCAAGGAUUUAGCAAGAGUGCUGAGGCAGCCCUCAAGGGUUGGUGCUGAAAGAGAGAGCAGCAAACAGCACAACAAGGACAGUCCCCCGGGGAGGAGACAACUGUGACGCAAGAGACAGUGACUGGUGGAUCUCUGCUAAAGCAUGGAACCUGAAAUCAAAAUGGAGGAGCAGAACGUGGCAGGUCCUGACCCAGAAGAGGGAAAGGGAGGGCAGGCUCUUCCAGAAAUGAUCAAGGAAGCUCUCUCUGAGAAAACUGAGCAAAAUGUGAAACAGGAACCAGAUGAAGGGCCAUCAAGGAAUUGGGAUGCCCAGUUGCAGGAGUUCCUCAGUACGCUACAGGCCACAUAUUCAGAAGGGGAAAACCCACAAGUACCUGAGCUGAGGCAAUGGUGUGGUCCUAAAACAUCUCAAUUACUCUCCCAAAGAAAACUGGAUCCCCAAAAGUGGCCCAGAUCUUUGUGUGCUUCCCAAAUCCAGCCACGACUCAUUGGUGAAGCGCAAGAGGACCAUGAGACCGAUCUGGAUGCAGCUUGCAGUGGGAAGCAGAAGGCAAGAACUCCGUCUGGGGAUGGUGCCGAGAUGGAGAGGCAGCGCCGGUGUUUUCGUGGGCUCUGCUAUCAAGAGGCUGAUGGGCCUCACAAGCUUUGCAGGCAGCUCCAGGUGCUUUGCCAUCAGUGGCUGAAGCCAGAGAGACACACCAAGGAGCAAAUCCUGGAACUGGUGACCCUGGAGCAGUUCCUGGCUGUCCUGCCACUGGAGAUGCAGAGCUGGGUGAGGGAACGUAACCCAGGGAGCUGUUCCCAAGCAGUGACCCUGGCGGAGGAGUUCCUUCUGAGGCAGAAAGGGGCCAACAGCUGGGGAAAGCAGAUCACAGAAGAAGAGUUUGUCAAUCUCCCCAAGGCAAACCAGUCUCCCCAGAACACGACAGAGAUGCUGCUUUUCACACAGGCUGAACAGGAGGCUGAUGGGAGUGUGAACAUAUUGAAAGGUGGUGGGUGGCUCAGGAAAAGCGAGGAUCAGAAUCCUUUGCUGGAGAGACCUGAGCAACUGGAGCGACUGAAGACAUCGCUGAAAACAGCCACAGAGAAGGAUUUCCUGCAUCAGUGUGAAGCUAAUGGGAACCAACAUGUAGCGGAAAGGCAGAAUGGAAACAACAAAGAAAAUGGAAUGGAUCCAUUUGUUCUCCAACAAAGUGUUUGCAAAGGCGCCAAUGAACCCGUCAUCCAGCAGGAUAAGGAGGAGGCAAAAUAUGACAAAUUUGGGGAAAACUUUGUGGGAAGGUCACUCCUUACUACGCAUGAGAGUGUUGAUGCAGAGGAGAAGCCAUACCAGUGUUGGCACUGUGGGAAAAGCUUUAGUAGCAGCUCGGAUCUUGUGACGCACGAGAGGACCCAUGUGGGUGAGAAACUGUACAAAUGUUCCCACUGCGGCAAAAGUGAGAGAACCCACACAGGACAGAAGCCACAUAAGUGCUCGCACUGUGGAAAUACCUUUGGCUGGAACUCUCAAGAGGGGCUCCUCGCAGGAGAGAAGCCUUACACAUGUUCUGAGUGUGGGAAAAGCUGCAGUCAGAGAUCAGACCUCCUUAAACACCAGAGAACCCACACUGGCGAGAAACCUUACAAAUGCUCAGCGUGUGGGAAAAACUUUAGAAAUAGCUCAGGCCUCAAAGUACAUCAGAGAAUCCACACAGGUGAGAAGCCAUAUAAAUGUUCGCACUGUGGGAAGUGCUUCAGUUGGAGCUCACACUUCAUAUCUCAUGAGAGGAUCCACACGGGGGUGUGCUCCUACUGCGGGAAAAGCUUUGGCCAGAAAUCCGAACUCAUUGAACAUGAGAAGACCCACACAGCAGAUGAGUUGUUUGCGUGUUAUGCCUGUGGGAAAACUUUUGAAGUCAGUUUGGAACUGGUGGCACACGUGCGAACCCACAAAGAGAAGCCGUUUGAAUGCUCGGUCUGUGGGAAAACCUUCAGAAACAGUUUGCAGCGCAUCGCGCAUCAAAAAGUCCACACAGGAGAGAAGCAGCAUAAAUGUUCCCACUGUGGGAAAAGCUUUAGCCAGAGACAGAGCCUUAUUAUUCAUGAGAGAAUCCAUACAGGAGAGAAGCCGCACAAGUGCUUAGUCUGUGGGAAAAAUUUCCGAAAUGUCCCGAAUCUUAAAUCACAUGAGAGGACCCACACGGGAGAAAAACCAUACAAAUGCUCCCACUGCGACAAAUGCUUCCGGUGGAGUUCCCACCUUGUGUUGCACGAGAGAAUUCACACGGGAGAGAAGCCCUACAGAUGCGCAGACUGCUGGAGAACCUUUGACAGGAGGUCGAACCUUCUUGUCCAUGUGAGAAUCCACACAGGGCAGAGGCCAUACAUCUGUUCAGACUGUGGGAAAAGUUUCACCUCAAGCUCUGUUCUCCUUCGACAUCAGAAAAUUCACGUAGGAGAGGAUGUUUGUAGGUGCUCUGAAUGUGGGAAAACAUUCAGGCAGCGGUCAGACCAGGCAGAGAAGGCGUCAAAAUGUUCUGAGUGCGUCAGAAGCAAUUACUUCAGCUCAGAUCUUGUCAAACGCACACGGACUUGUGUGGAUGAAAAGCCAUUCAAAUGUUCGGUCUGUGGAAAAACUUUUAGGAACAGCUCACACCUCCUUACUCAUCAGAGCGUCCACACAGGAGUUCAACCGUAUCAGUGUUCAGACUGUGGGCGAAACAUCGUCAGGCGGCCCAAUCUCCUAGCGCCCAUAAGUGACCAGGCAGGGCAGAAACCCUAUAAAUGUUCCAGCUGCAAGGAAGGUUUUAACUAGAGAUCAGUUCUCAUGAGAACUUGGAAAAAUUUGAUAUUGAAUCUGCUUCUUUUCACCUCCCUUACCUUUUUCUUUCUUUCUGUACCUUUAAAAACUAAAUAUACCUUGUGUUUACCAUCCUCUUGUUGGGGGCCACAGAAGCUGGUGGCUUUAAAUAAAUAAUACUCCAUUAGGAGAGAAACCAGGUUUGUAGAUAGCAUAUACGCUCUGCAGACUAUGGAAACAGUUUCCUCCAAGGGAUGACCUUAAAGAAUUAGUUUUGUUUUUAUUGGCAAGCACAAGGAUGCAAAUUGGUGGGAAACUUAUGGCCCUUUAAAUGUAAUUGGACUACAGUUCCCAUCAACCCCAGCCAGGAUGGCCAAUGGUGAGGCAGUUGUAGUCCAGCAAAGUUCUGGAAAGCCACAGGUUCCCCGUCUACACUAUUAACAAAGUCAAAGCCUCCCCAUUUAAUCACAUUGGUUUUUCCAGAACUGGGAUGUUACUGCAAUGAGGAAAAUAUUCCUUCAUAUCCCAGAUACAACAACUCUGGCAGAUUCUAUUAAGAACUGGGCUUUGCAAAUUCAUAUAUUCUAUUCCUUUUUUAUAUCUUUUAG